Messenger RNA from Cucurbita maxima (winter squash), 1001 nucleotides. RefSeq names its product ethylene-responsive transcription factor ERF021-like. Bases 101 to 631 code for a protein of 176 amino acids. NCBI's taxonomy places the organism in Eukaryota, Viridiplantae, Streptophyta, Magnoliopsida, Cucurbitales, Cucurbitaceae. Gene Ontology annotation, molecular function: DNA binding; DNA-binding transcription factor activity. The transcript has a single exon. The record is from RefSeq and is a predicted model, not a curated record. Gene Ontology annotation, biological process: regulation of DNA-templated transcription.
ACCUCCCUCACUUCAUUUCCCAAUACUCAAAAAUAACACAACAUCAAGACAAAGCGACAACUUUUGUACUACAUUGUAUCUUGUCUCUUUUUUCUGUUGCAUGGGAGAGCCAAGCUCGAUGGGGAGACACGGUGCAGCAACGUCGAUCUACCGAGGAGUUCGCAAGCGUAAAUGGGGCAAAUGGGUGUCCGAGAUUCGCGAACCGGGAAAGAAGACGAGAAUAUGGUUAGGCAGCUUCGAGACCCCGGAGAUGGCAGCGGCAGCCUACGACGUUGCUGCCUACCAUUUCCGUGGUCGCGACGCACGUCUCAACUUCCCUAAUCUUGUUGACUCUCUUCCCUUACCUCUUGGUUCUUCCUCUGAUGACAUCCGCCUUGCUGCUCAGGAGGGAGCGUUGCGAUUACGAACAACGCCGACCGUUGUGCCUGAGAGAAGUGGAACUGGUGGAUUGGGACUGGCCCCAGUCACAGUGCGGUUGUCGCCAAGCCAAAUUCAGGCGAUUAACGAGUCGCCGUUGGAUUCGCCGAAGAUGUGGAUGCAAAUGUCGUCGGAGAGUUUGGUGAUGGAGGAGUAUUCAAAAGAGGAUGAAAUGUGGGAGAAUAUGCAGAAUGAUUCGCUGUGGGAUCCUUAGGCUUAUUUGGGAAACACUAUUUUUCCUUUUUUUUUAAAAAAAAAAGAAUUGGGUUGUGUGUUAAACUAAGUAUAGUUUGAGUGUAAUUAAUUAAUUGAUUAGAUUAGAUUAGAUUAGAUUAGAUUAGAUUAAGAAAUGUGGAUUAGUUAAGAAGAUUAAUUAAUUAAGACCCCUUGGAAUGGGUCAAAUGAAGGAAAGGGUGGUUUUAUUUUCCCUUUUUUCGAAAUUGAAUGGGAGACAUAAUUGGAGGGAUUAAUUGGGCCCAUCAAUUCCAUUUGUAAAUAAAAUAUUAGAAUAUGAGUGUGUGGUGUGUGCAUUGUCCAAUCACAUUUGUAUCAUCUUAUCCUAAUCAACUUCAUUAUUAUCAUUA